Molecule: messenger RNA, 299 nt
Organism: Paramecium octaurelia
Lineage: Eukaryota; Ciliophora; Oligohymenophorea; Peniculida; Parameciidae
Source: the annotation of a GenBank genome assembly
GCAUUUGCAAAAAUAAAGAGGAUAUAUUGGGUAAUGUCACUGAUUGAUGAUUAUAAAAGAAAACCGAAUAUAAUUGAGAUCUACGAAAGUUUUAAUGGGUUUUUUUGAAUGAGUUGGGAUUAUAUUUAUCAUUUCUUAUUAAGAGCUCUUUUUCAUUCAGUAUAUCUAAGAAUUGUUGACUAUGUUGUAAACCUAAAUUAAACAAAUUUAUGAUCUCGCUAUAAAAUAAAUAGGAAAUUAGCAAAUAAUUGCUUAGACUUAAAUUGUAGAAUUAUCCAAGAAUUUGAUGCAUGUUUGAG